AUGGCAUAGUCUUUCACAAUCUUAUAAAAUUCCUUUAAACAUUUUGGAAUGGGCCAUUACAAAGAGUCAAUGGAGGAAUUGCAGAAAUUUAAGCAAUUAAAGGAACAAUCUGAUCAAAAUUAGUCUAUGGUGCAGAUUAAUGAAAAUAUCAUCCUUUGCGAAUACAAUAUAACCAAAGAUGUGAAUGUUUGUAUUGCUAAACUUGAUGAAAUUAUAGACGAAAUUAAAAAGCCUUAAACUCAAAAAAAGAAGAAACAAGAAGAUGACAGCAUUCUAUAAUUCAACAAAGCAGUCCUGCUCUUCUUGAGUGGAAAAGUAAGAUAGGCCCAUAACCUACUGAAAUAAUUGAAAGACAACUAUAAUUUGGACAUCUACUUAAAUAUUAAGGUGCAUUUGCUUUUAGUCGAAACUUCAUUCUAAUUAUAAGAAUAUGUGUAUGCAAGUGAACUGUAUAAGAAAUUAUCAUCGGAAGACACAAUUCAAUCAUUAUAAAAUAAAAGUCACAAGCCCAAUCAAGCAGAUGAUCAAUAACAACAAUCACAAUUAAUAUAUACCUCCUUAUUAUUGGGUUCAGAUUUGCCAUAUCCUGAUGCACACCCUAACACAUUUAGUAAGGAAGAGUUUUUAUUCAUUUUAAAUGUAAUAAAAUUUCGAUUUUACUUGUUUUAAAACCUGAAGGAUUGGAAGUAACAAUUGGCAAAUUUAGAAUAAUCCUUUAAAAACUACAUAUUUUAAUUAGAUUAGCAACCAGGAAUGUAAUAAUAAUAAUCACCCUAAUUUUCAUAUGAAAUUCAAGCAUACUUGAAAUUGCAUGCAUAAAUGAUUGUCAAGUAAUUGAAAGCUCAAAAACUUUCAUCACUGAAUGAAAAUGUAGCAACCUGUAUUAAAAUGAUCAAUCCACAGGCGGAAAUUCAAAAUUAAUAGAAUUUAGAAUUUAUCUAGAAUAAAUAAUACCUUUAUUCUGCUUAAAUUUAUAAUAAUUUAGGAUGUGUGCAUGCAAAGAUUGGCAAGUAUGCCUUAGCUGCUAUAUAUUUCCAUAAGGCCAUUUCCUAAACAAAGUAGGUCUUGUAAUCAGCAAAUCUGUAUGAAAACAUAAUUUAGACCAAUAUUAAACAAAGAUAAUUUGCUAUCUAUCAGAAUUUAGCUGAUGCAUUGUUUAUGGAUUAAAAAUAUUAAAAGGCUCUAAACUUAUACAAUCAAUUAUAAGAUGCUUGUAAUUAAAGUGCAAAGUUUUGGUACAAUAGAGGUGUCUGUCAUAUACAAUUAUAUCAUGAAUCAAUUCCUGAAAAGAAUGAGAUUUAUGAAAUAUCAGAGGAGCAAUCUCAAAUUAAUACUUAGGAUGAUGAAAAGAAAAUUAUACUUUAAAGCAGAGAAAUCUAUAGUGAUGCUGAUGAGGAGUGCUAGGAUUAGUUCUAUAAAAUAGAUUAAAAGAGUGAAGAAAACAAAUUGGUGUAGCCAAAGGCUAUAAAGGAAUUGUUAAAUAAUGCUAUUAAAUCGUUCCGUAAUGCUAUUAUUUUAUCUAAGAAAGAGAAGAGGGAAGAACUCAUUCAGUUAGAUUAGGAAUAAUUGUAAAUUGCAGGUUCACAAUUAUUUGAAUCUUCCAUUGUAUUUUUGACGUAUACAUUGCUUUGUAGAGGAGAUUAUAAUUUAGCCUUGCAAUAAGGAAAGGAGGCAUUGGAAUACAACUUGUCUGAGAACAAUAAAUACAAGAUAAUAUAAUAUGUUUUGGAAGCCUACAUUUCAACAUAGAAGUUUAAGGAAGCCAAUACUUUUUUGAAUAGUAAUGCGAUUGCCACUUUCUUAAACAAAAUUAUCAACAGCAAUUUGUAAUUUUAAUGCAGGAAUGUUAUUGGAAUACAAACCUCUUGCUUUUCCAAUUAUAGUCCUAAGGCUAUAAAUCACUUUAAUUAUGCGGCAUUAUAUUUGCACAAUAAUAAUUUGCCAUAGGCUUGGAACUCUAUAUAAUCAUUGAUGAAUUGUUGUGAAAUUGUGAUAAACUAAAUUAAUCAGGUAAUUCCAGUGCCCAUUCUAAAUUUAUUAAUAUGGUAUUAUUUGAAAUCAGAUUAAGUGUAAUUAGCCCUGCAUUUGAUUAAGAGGAGAAGACUGUUAACAGGAUAAAUGGGAAAAAAUAAAAUAUCUCUGUUAAAUAUUACAAAAUGA
Messenger RNA from Paramecium tetraurelia, 2160 nucleotides. RefSeq lists its product as uncharacterized. Gene Ontology annotation, biological process: negative regulation of translation; mRNA catabolic process. Lineage: Eukaryota; Ciliophora; Oligohymenophorea; Peniculida; Parameciidae. The record is from RefSeq and is a predicted model, not a curated record. Gene Ontology annotation, cellular component: CCR4-NOT complex. The transcript is spliced from 5 exons. Gene Ontology annotation, molecular function: protein binding.